CGCCGGUAACCCUAACUUUCUUUGGAUCUUUUGUGGAUCAGGAAUCCUUUCGGAUGGAGAGGUAGAUGAAGUGGCGGUGGAGUUCAUCGUGCUCCUUGACGCCGAGGUCUGCAUGUAGGACGAGGAGCUCUGCGAACACGGCUGUCUGAAGAUGAUGAAUGAGGAGGAAGAGGAAAACAGAACAGACUCUCUGUCCACGAGGAGUGGCCAAUCCAAAGAUCAUCCCCGCGUCGUCAGGACUGAAUCUGGAGCCUCAGAUUCAAAAGGUCAGAAACUCAGAAAUACGGCAGAGUCUUCCAGAUCCAGCAGGUUGUCUCUGAAACGAGACUGGCCCAAAGAUGGUCCGCCAGACUUCAGUGCUGAAUCUGGGCUUUCAGGCACAAAAGAGAAGAGGAGGAGUCAUGAAAGGAAGGAUCCAGUCUGUUUAAGCAGCUCACAUUUGGACCAGGGUUCAUCAUCAGGAGCCUCCUGCUAUCCUCAGUGUGCAGAAAGGUCUGGAAGAAGAGCUGCACAAAGUGUGGGUCUGCAGCAGCUUCUGGUGGAAUAUAAGGAGAGUCUGAGAAGAAGAUAUGAACAUGGGACUGAGGGAAGUGAUGAACUGGGAGGUGGAAGGCUCUUCAGCACGAUCUACUCAGAGCUCCACAUCAUAGAGAGACUCAAUGAAGAGCUACAGAGGGAACCUGAGCUGAUGCAGCCUGAGUCAGCUUCCAGGAAGGAGAGCCUCCAUCACCCUGCCAUCCAAUGUCAGGACAUCUUCAAACCCCUCGCCCAGCAGCAGAAGCACAUCCGAGUGGUCCUGACCAGCGGCGUGGCUGGCAGUGGGAAAACCUUCCUGGUGCAUAAGUUCACUCUGGACUGGGCCGAGGGCCUGGAGAACCAGGACGUCGGCGUGCUGGUUGUGUUGUCCUUCAGGGAGCUGAACCUGAUGGGAGAGCAGGCAUACAGUCUUCUCACGCUGCUCCGUGCUUUCCACCCCACAUUCCACAAGGUGACGGCAGAGGAGCUGGCUGUCUGCAAGCUGCUGUUCAUCUUUGACGGCCUGGAUGAAAGCAGACUGUCUCUGGACUUCAGCAGCACCCAGCUGCUGCUUGAUGUCUCACAGCAGUCUUCAGUCAGUGGGCUGCUCACAAACCUCAUCCGGGGGAAUCUGCUGCCCUCGGCUCGGGUGUGGAUCACAUCCCGACCAGCAGCAGCCCAUCAGAUCCCUCCAUCAUGUGUGGAUAGAAUAACAGAAGUGCGAGGCUUCAGGGACGCCCAGAAGGAGGAGUAUUUUAGAAAGAGACUGAGUGAUGAGGAGCUGUGCAGAAAAACCAUCUCUCACAUCCAGACAUCCAGGAGCCUCAACACCAUGUGUGGACUCCCGGUCUUCUGCUGGGUCACGGCUGCAGUUCUGGAGCACAUGUUGACCACAGAGCCGAGAGGAGAGCUGCCCCAGUCCCUGAAUGACAUGUACUCUCACUUUGUGCUGGUUCAGAUGCAGAAAAAUAGGCUCAAGCACCAGGAAGGACAAGAGACAAGUCCCCAGGAGCCGACGGAGGUUGACGGCGAGCUUCUUCUGAACCUGAGCCAGAUGGAUUUUGAACAUGGGGAGAAAGGAAGGGUCACAUUCCAAGAUGUCCUGGAGCAGUGUGGUCUGGAUUUGACCAAGGAUUUGCUGUACUCGGUUUGUACUCAGGUCCUGCUGAGCAUUCGGGAGUUUCUGGCUGCAGGCGAUGUGUUCUUCUGGUUCGCCAGCAAGAAGAAAUGCGUACUGAAGUCUGUCCUGACAGGAGAUGAUCAUGAUUUCCCAUCUCUGGUCAACUUCCUGGAGAUCAUGCUGCUGAAGUCCCUCAGAAGUCAGAAAAGCCACCUGGACCUGUUUUUUCGCUUCCUUUAUGGCCUCACUCUGAAAUCCAACCGUGUACUCUGUGGCAGUCUGCUGGGUCGGACAAGGCGCAGUCCAGAAACCACCAAGGGAGUCCUCAAGAAGCUGAAGGAGAUCAGCGCUGAUGAAAUGUCUCUCGACAGCAGAAUCAACAUCUUCCGCAGUCUUACGGAAAUGAGGGACCUGUCAGUCCAUCAGCAGAUCCAGGAGUUUCUGAAGUCGAAGAAGAUCUCAGACAUGGAAUUCUCUGAGACCCACUGCGUAGGUCUGGCCCACAUCAUACAGGAGUCAGACCUGGUCAUGGAGGAGGUGCACAUGAAGGAGUACAACACAACACACGGGACACCGUGGAUACUGGGCCCACUUUUGAGGAACUGCAGGAAGGCUGUACUUGAUGGCUUUUUCAUGUAUCCUUCACAAUUUGACGUGAUCAUCCCAGCUCUGAAGUCUGACUCCUCCCAUCUGAAACAUCUGAUCAUAAAGGACUUCUACCUGCUGGAUCCAGCACCGCAGUUUCUCUCUGCUGGACUGGAGAGUCCAAACUGUAAACUGGAGACUCUGAGGUUGAGUCACUGCAGGAUUACUGAGACGAGCUAUCCUCUUAUUUUCUCCGCUCUGAAGUCCAACCCCUCCCUCCUGAAACAUCUGAAACAUCUGGAGAUAAGUUUGAAUGCGCUGCCCGAUUCGGCAGUUGAGCACCUGUGUGGCGUUCUGGAGAGUCCACUCUGUCGUCUGGAGACUCUGGAGUUGAAAACGUGCUGGUUGUCGGAGACCAGCUGUUGUUCUCUGGUCUCAGCUCUGACGUCCAACCCCUCCCUCUUGAAAAAUCUGAACUUGGGUGGAAAUCAGAUGCCGGAUUCCGCAGUUCAGCAGCUGUGUGGUUUGCUGGAGAAUCCACUCUGUAUUCUGGAGAAUCUCGGUUUGACGGGUUGCUUGACGUCAGAGACCAGCUGUUCAUCUGUGACCUCAGUUCUGAAGUCCAACCCCUCCCUCCUGAAACAUCUGGAGCUGAACGGAACCAACUAUCUGUAUUCAGGAGUUGAGCAGCUGUAUGCAUUUCUGGAGAGUCCGCUUUGUCGCCUGGAGACUCUGAGCUUGAGGGGUGGGAAGCUGUCAGAGGUCAACUAUUCUUCUCUGACCUCGGCGCUGAAGUCCAUCCCCUCCCUCAAAGCUCUGGACCUGAGCUGUAACACUCUGCGGGAUGCAGCAGUCGAGCAUCUGUGUGAAUUCCUGGAGAGUCCACUCUGCCGUCUGGAGAGUCUGAGGUUGGAGCGCUGCAGUUUGUCAGAGAGCAGCUGCUGUUCUGUGCUCUCAGCUCUGAAGACCAACCCCUCCCUCCUCAAACACCUCAAAGAGCUGGAUUUGUCUGAUAGCCAGCUGCGGGAUUCAGCAGUUGAGCAUCUGUGUGAUUUUCUGGAGAAUCCACUUUGUAGUUUGGACUCUCUGAGGCUGAACUGCUGCAGUUGCUCAGACAUCAGCUGGUUUUCUGUGGCCUCGGCUCUGAAGUGCAACCCCUCCCUCCUUAAGGAGCUGGACUUGAGUUCCAACCCUCUGCCGGAUUCAGCAUUUGAGCAGCUGUGCGGGGUUCUGCAGAGUCCACGCUGUCGUCUGGAGAGACUGCGUUUGUCAAACUGCGACCGUGCGUCGGAGACCGGCUCUUCUUCUCUGCUCUCAGCUCUGAAAUCCAACACCUCCCUCCUGAGACAUCUGAAAUAUCUCAACAUUUAUGGGACCAGACUGCUGGAUGGUGCUGAGAUGAAGCAGAUCUAUGAUCUUAUGGGGCGUGAUCCCUACGGAGUUUGAGAGACUGGAAGCGAGAGCAGACGGGACGCUGUCCGUCCUCGACAUCGACCGAGGAGAGCAGAGAGCGGCGCUUCUCUCAUUCACGUGUGGUUCCUCGUGUGAUUUGAACUCUGACCUCUGAACUUUGCAUCACAAGGUUUGAUGAAGAUACUGAGAUCUCGUGGAGAGCUGAAGGACUCCUGGAGAUGACACUAAUUUGCUGUUGUUC
This is a messenger RNA of Salarias fasciatus (jewelled blenny), 3875 nucleotides long. RefSeq names its product NACHT, LRR and PYD domains-containing protein 12-like. The record is from RefSeq and is a predicted model, not a curated record. The coding region runs from base 152 to 3667 and encodes 1171 amino acids. Gene Ontology annotation, molecular function: protein binding. NCBI's taxonomy places the organism in Eukaryota, Metazoa, Chordata, Actinopteri, Blenniiformes, Blenniidae. The transcript is spliced from 14 exons.